Rhododendron vialii is the source of this 1013-nucleotide messenger RNA. RefSeq names its product 21.7 kDa class VI heat shock protein. The transcript is spliced from 2 exons. NCBI's taxonomy places the organism in Eukaryota, Viridiplantae, Streptophyta, Magnoliopsida, Ericales, Ericaceae. Bases 210 to 806 code for a protein of 198 amino acids. The record is from RefSeq and is a predicted model, not a curated record.
AAUCAACUUAAUCAGCCUGCCACAAUUCUAUCUUGCCAAUGUGAAAGAUCAAUAAAAAGAAAUAUUCCUUUGCUUUUCCAUUCCCAUAUAUUCCAAGAGAAUUUGUUCUCUUCUUUUUCCAAAAGGCAGCACUCAUCAAGAUAUAAGAAGCACAAGUUCUCAUACUCCAUUCAAUGCAAUUCUGAUUAUUUGAAGUUUUUUAACCCAGAAUGACCAGUUGCCGGCAGCUUGAAGUUCGAUCAGAAGAUCAAACUCCACAGAAAUGGUGUGUUCCCCUGACGGAAGAUGUUUUUGGAAAGUUGAUGUCCAAAGGUAGUCCAACCGUGCAAACAGUUUUUGGCGAUGGUUCAUUGUUCAGUCCGUGGUUGUUUGGGAAAUUCUUUGAUCCAUCCGAUGCCUUUCCCCUAUGGGAUUUCGAGUCUGAUGUUUUACUAUCUAAACUCCGGAGCUCCUCCGGUACUCAGAGCACUGUCGAUUGGCUCCAAACAGGUUCUGAUUAUGUUCUGAAAGCAGAUUUACCAGGAGUUGGGAAAGGUAGUGUUCAAGUGUUUGUUGAACAUGGGAAGGUGGUGGUGAUUACUGGGCUAUGGAAGCAGCUGAAAGAGUCGAAGACAAAGGACUGGAGGACUGGCCACUGGUGGGAACAUGGGUAUGUUCGAAGGCUUGAACUGCCUGAAAAUGCAGAUUGGAGGAAAAUUGAGGCAUAUUUGAGUAAUGACGUGUUUUUAGAGAUUAAGAUUCCUAAGAAGCCUUUGGAAUGCGAUAAUGCUCAAGGAAGUGCUGGGGAAAUAGAAGAGACCGAGUGAAUUUGAGAACAACGUAUAAUUCACCAGGCCAUGUUUUUUCAACACAGUGUGUUUGUGGUUCAAGUAUGUAAUACCAAUUGCAAAAGUAUAUAGUUGUGUUGUGCCCCUUGACUAUUUCAAAGGAGGAUAAGCCCAGUGAAGAGUCUGAAAUGUGACAAAGACUCAAGAUAUUACUUCACGGAAAGAAUAGAUUGAACUGUUUAUUUA